Messenger RNA from Camelina sativa (false flax), 1006 nucleotides. RefSeq lists its product as uncharacterized. Gene Ontology annotation, molecular function: protein binding. Lineage: Eukaryota; Viridiplantae; Streptophyta; Magnoliopsida; Brassicales; Brassicaceae. The record is from RefSeq and is a predicted model, not a curated record.
GUUCCUCUUUCUCUCUACUCUCUGGCGUUAAAGCAAUUUCGGAAAGAAAGAAAAAGGUAUAGUAAUGUGUUCAAACAUAUCUUUAACAACUCUACAGAGUUGGAGAGAACGUCCUCCUUUUUCCUACUCCGUCAAAGUCAAAAACCUCUCCGAACUCGGAAGCUCAACUCUCCACUCUGAUGGCAAAUACCAGUCCCGACGUUUCUCCUCUGGUGAUUACAAGUGGAGACUAAUCAUAUACCCCAAAGGGAAUGACAAGGACAACGGGAGUGGGUUUAUUUCAAUGUACGUGGAAAUAGACAGCACAAGCCUCGUUUCCACAACUCCAACUGAGGUGUAUGCAGACCUCCGGUUUUUUGUCUUUAAUAAAAAGGAAAACAAGUACUUUACUAUUCAAGAUGUGGAAUCAAAGCCCUUCAAUACACUAAGGACGAUGUGGGGAUUUUCGCAAGUGCUUCCGCUUUCAACAUUCAAUGACAAUAAAAACGGAUACCUCUUUGAUGGAGAUCACAGUGAGUUUGGUGUUGAUGUCAUGGUUGCUCCACCUCCAGCCAAGUGGGAAAUCCUCUGUUUAGAUGUGCAGCUUCCUUAUCCCAAGUUCUCUUGGACUGUUAAACAAUUCUCUGAGAUAAAAUCGGAUAUUCACACAUCAAACUCUUUUUCAAUGGGUGGAAUGAAAUGGGCUUUAAAGUUGUAUCCCAAGGGAUACUCUAUAAGAGAUAAUAAAUGGCUAUCCAUUUUUCUCUCUUUAGAUGAUAGUGAAGUUUUAAAGGAAGAUGAGAAGGUUUACGUGAAAGCGAAUUUGAGAGUUCAAAACCCAAGUGGAUCUAAUCACUUAACAAGGGAGCUUAACAGGUGGUGCGAUAUACCAGGCGUAGGUUAUGGUUGGGAUCACAUGGUGUCUAUAGCUGAACUUCGGAAGUCUUACUUGGACAAGGAAGAUACUUUGAUUGUUGAAAUCGAAUUUAAAGUUGUUUCCGCGACUAAAUAUUCUUCCUUUACCUAG